This is a messenger RNA of Tetrahymena thermophila SB210, 2727 nucleotides long. Its product is annotated as transmembrane protein, putative. Gene Ontology annotation, cellular component: nucleus. The record is from RefSeq and is a predicted model, not a curated record. Gene Ontology annotation, molecular function: double-stranded DNA binding. Gene Ontology annotation, biological process: reciprocal meiotic recombination. The transcript has 2 exons. NCBI's taxonomy places the organism in Eukaryota, Ciliophora, Oligohymenophorea, Hymenostomatida, Tetrahymenidae.
AUGUUUGGAAAAUAAAUUCUACUCCGUUUGAAUGGAGUAGAUAAGCAUAAAACCACUUGUGGAGGAAUUGCUACAAUUUUGAUAUUUAUUACCAUGUUUAUUUAGAUAAUAAAUAUAUUUCAGACUUUAGUAUUAAGGCUAAAUCCAGAAAUUGUUUAUAAUUAGGAAUAUGUAGAUGGCGUGGAGCUAUUUAGUCUUGAUUCAGAUGUCUUUGAGUUUGCAAUUGGUAUGGAAGAUGCAAAAUUUUAACAUUUUAUAGAUGAAGGAGUUUAUUAUUUAUAAGCUCAAUAAAUUAUUUCAAUCAGAAACAACUAAACAAACCAAGUAGAGUAUCACUAUUAAAAUGUAACCUUAGACAGAUGUACAAAAGAUAAUUUUUAAAACCCUUAAACAUAAGAUUAUUUUUAUAGAUAGCCUUAUACAAAUCUAUACUGUAUUUCAAGAAAUCAAACUGGUCUUUAAAUUGGAGGGGAUUUUGACCUUUACUAUUUUGCUUAUAUUUAAAUUAAUAUAUAUAGAUGCUCUGGAAACAAGUGCAAGAAUAUUAGUGAUCCUGAUACCUACUAGUAGUAUUUUAAAUAACCCUAAUUUGCUAUGUAUUUUACAGAUGCUUUAGUUGAUCCUACCAGCUAUCAGCCUAUUAAACCUAUAGGAAGAGACUUAUUUUUUACUAGUAGUUAAACUUUACAAUAGUAAAUUACUGUCUUUAUGAUAAAAAACGAAGUGAGGAGUCAAGAAGGAAUCAUUUUAUCAAAUGAGAUAGUACAUAAUGGAAUGAGCUUUUCUUAAUACUAAUAACAGAGCGUUAUAACAGAUAGAGAUGAUAACUUAAUGUAUUAAAUUUCUUUGAGGUUAGAAAAAAAGAAAUAAAACAAGUGGCAAAGAAAAUACUUAACUUUAAGUUAAGGUAUUAGCUAAAUUGGAGGAAUUUACCAGGCUUUAGUUGCUUUAGGAUGUUUAUUACUAUUUCCAAUAAGCUAAUUUGAAUUAAACAGGAAGUUAAUGAAUCAAAUAUUUUCUUUUGAAAAUUCUUGUUAAGAGAAAAACAAUAAGAACGCAAAACCAAUAAGUUAAAAAAUAGAAUCAGUUAUUGUUAACAAAGGGGAAAUAGAUAUUUCAAAAAAUAUAGCUAAGGAAGCGCGGUCGUAAGUAUUCAAUAAUUAAGCUUUUAAAGAUUUAAAUGGAACUAUUUAAUUAUUUUCACAAAAUUCCAUUAAAAACUAAAAUGGGAAUAAGCAUCAUAAAUCAUAUGGAAAUCUUGAUUUAAUGAACUUAAAAUCUCCAAAGAAAAAAACGAUUUUAAUUUAAGAAUUUCUAAAUUAAGCUUAAAAAGAAAUCGAUGAAGGAGUUAAAUUAAAAGAUUAAAAGCUAAAUGUUUUGAGAAUAGACACAGAUUAAAACAAUAAAUAACUAAAUCUUUUAGAAAAAGAAUAUAAUCUUAACUCAUAAUACUAACAGCAAUAACUAACUCAACAGUAAUAAUAAGUUAAUACAAGUACAAACAAUAUAUAGUCUCCCUGCAGUAAACUUAUCAAAUUGAAAUCAAUCAAUAACCUUUAAAUAGAAAAACCAUCUUUUUAACAAAGGUCUAAAAGCCCGAAAUAAAUUCUGCAUCGUUCAAAGUAGAAAAAGAGCUAAACCUAUUUUUUAAAUAACUAACCUCCCACAUCAUCUUUAUUUGCUAUUUAAAAAUCAAAUCUUCAUUUCAAUUAAGUAGUUUCUCCUAAUAAAACAAAGUAACAAAUAGCUUCCAUAAUGAUUGAUUAAACUAAUAGAUCAAAUUCCAAAUCAAAUGCAAAUAAUACAUAAAAUCGAGUCCAGAGUCCUCUAAGUAAAAAAGAAAUAAAAUAACAAAAGAAGCAAGAAAAAUAGCUUAAAACAAUAUUAAAAGAUAUAAAUAAAUAAUUCUAAAAUUUUUUUAAAGUCACUGCAAAUAGAAUAAAAAUAAAAUUUACUGAGUAUCUCAGAUACUUCAUUUGUACCCCAAAAACACUCUAAAUUAAAAAAAAGCAAAUGGAUUAUGGAGCAAAGAAGCUGUAUCAUCACUUAGAUAUUGUUUAUAUAUUAAAGAAGUUGACAGAAAUAGAUAAGUUAAAGAUGCUGCUUUUAGACGAAUAAUAGAUAAAUUUGUUUGAAUACUUACCUCGUCCUAAAAUUUACAUUGAGAAAAACUAAAUUUAAGAAAAUUAAGAGAAUCUUUAAAAAUUUAAUUUCCUUUACGAGGAUAAUAGAACUGAAAUAGAAAGAGCAAAAGAUGCAUACGAAUCUUUUUUGGAAUUAACAAAGCAAAACUAUGAUUAAACAUAAUAAGAUAAAAAAUUGUUAAAUAUGAUUGAUCCUCACUUACUUGAGCUAUUUUAACAGCAAAUUAUAGAAGAAAGUGAAAAAAUCAUUAAUUAACCAGAUUAGAAAGAAGAUUCUGUUUAGAAGUUUUCAUAAAAAAUAAGUUAAAACUCUCCUAAUAAUGAGCAUAAUGAUUUCUAAGCUAAUUCUAUAAAACCAAUGAUAGAUAAAUUAAUAGUGAGCCAAAACUAUUAAUUUGAUACACAUUCUACUGUUUAAGCUGCCUAAAAUAAUUUUAAAGAUGAAACUGUGGAAGAAAGUUCAUGCAAUUAAUCAUCUAAUGCGAAUGAUAGUUUAAAAGAAAAUCUAUAAUAAAUAGAAUUAAAAAUGUAAUAAUUUAAACAAAAAAAAUUUACAAUGAGAAAUUCUUAUAUUGACAUUUGA